Synchiropus splendidus (mandarinfish) is the source of this 1750-nucleotide messenger RNA. It is a transcript of the gene serpine3, whose product is annotated as serpin peptidase inhibitor, clade E (nexin, plasminogen activator inhibitor type 1), member 3. Lineage: Eukaryota; Metazoa; Chordata; Actinopteri; Syngnathiformes; Callionymidae. The transcript is spliced from 8 exons. Gene Ontology annotation, biological process: negative regulation of endopeptidase activity. The record is from RefSeq and is a predicted model, not a curated record. The coding region runs from base 304 to 1629 and encodes 441 amino acids. Gene Ontology annotation, molecular function: serine-type endopeptidase inhibitor activity.
CCGCCUGGUUCCUUAUAGCCCAAGGGGAGCCUGGAAUCCGGGCCGAGUGGUACGGACGUCGCCGAUGGAGACGGAGGACGCGGACCGCAGCUCUGCCCUUUAAACUGGUCUCAUGACUGCGCGCAGACUCAGAGGACCAGUCCCGUAGGACCAUAGGACCGGGACCACCAUUCAGGGGGAGAACCGCAUCCUGGGACGAGGAGAGGACGGACAGGAGCAACUGGAGCAGGACACCGCUUCCUCUCUCUCAUUGGCAGCUUGUUGAUUCACCUGCGGGCAGAUAUUGUGGACCUGCUGGAGGUCAUGGGUCGCCUGUUGGAGGUCUUCUUCUUCCUCUGGUUGGUGGAGCGAAGUGGCUGCAGUCUUCAAAACAGCAUGGGGGAGCUGCACACCAGGCUUGCCAUCAACCUCUACCAGUCCCUGGUAGAGACAGAGAACCGGUCCAACCUGAUCCUGUCUCCAGUCAGCAUUUCCAUCUCCCUGGGUCUGUUGCAACUGGGGGCCAAAGGCAACACCCUGGCCCAGCUGGAAGGGAAGCUGGGCUACAACGUCAAUGACGUCCAGGUGCGGGACGUCCUGCUGCACUCCCAGGGCGACUUGAGCAACAGCAGUCAGGGCAUGUGGCUCCAACAGACGUGCACACUUUUCAUCCAGAGUGGCGUGCAGCUCCUCACCUCCUUCACCCAGCAGGCUGCUGCAUGGUCCAACACUCGUGUGGUCCGGGCCAACUUCAGCGUGACCAAUCACAAUCGCAGUCAACAGGACCAGCUGAACCAGAACCACGGUGAAGACAGACAUGAUGUCUCUUCAUAUACUGUAUACCCGCACUUGUUUCUGAACUCUUUCAUGGUCAUCUUCCUCACAGAAGAGAUGGGAUCCUCCCAUUCCGGCAGCAGCAGCGGGGAGCUGUCAGGUUCCGGGGAGGCCCAGGCUGAUGCCCUGUGGUGGGGUCAUCGACUGCAGAUGGCACUGGUCAACACAGUGGCCUUCAAGGGUGUCUGGCAGAAACAGUUCCAAUUCACCAACACUCAGAACCUCCCCUUCAUCCUCUCUGAGGGAACCACCAUAAAAGUGCCCAUGAUGUACCAGGCCACAGAAGUCCGAUUCGGUCAGUUCAGAACCCAGAUGGGCCAGCGGUACACGGUUCUUGAGCUGCCGUACCUUGACCGCUCUUUGAGCCUUCAGGUGCUCCUGCCCAGUGAGAGGAAGGCCCCACUGUCCUCACUAGAGACCCAGCUCACUGCUCGCCAGCUGGCGUCCUGGGACGUCGGCCUUCGCAGGACCAAGAUGGACAUCUUUCUGCCCAGAUUUAAGCUGCAGAACAAAUUCAAUCUGAGGACAGUGCUUCCAGCGAUGGGCAUCAGUGAUGCCUUCAACCCAGCAGCUGCAGACUUUACAGGAAUAUCAGAUGAGGGUCUUUAUGUGUCGGACGCUUUCCAUGACGUCCGGAUAGAAGUGACGGAAGAUGGAACCAAAGGUGCUGCUGCCACAGCCAUGGUUCUCCUCAAGCGUUCGCGGGCCCCAGUGUUCAAAGCAAACCGACCUUUCCUAUUCUUGCUGCGACAAACUAAGACAGGGGCCAUCUUGUUCAUGGGUCGUGUGUUGAAUCCAGCCAGCCAGUCACCUUGAGCCUCCACCCUUUCUCUCUCUCUCUCUCUCUCUCUCCCCCACACAAACACUGCAUCAAAGUCUGACAACCACUAUUUAUUCAUGGACCAAGCAGAAGGGAACUUCUGCAAGAGGGACAAAA